AGAAGCAAAAGAUCCUGAACCUUCCUGAAAAACAACCUCACACAAUCUCACGCGCCUCUCUCCCUCGAGGACGACAUUGUCGCAAAUUGAUGGAAUAUUCCAAGCUCGUUUAUCCAUUUGGAUCAUAGGGGUCAACUUUCAUGUUAAAGAAACUUGUUCGAUUUCUUUUUUUUUUUUUGGAGGGUGGGGACUCAGAUGGAUUUCGUGACUAAGGUGAGGACCUUGGGUUAUUGCUUUUAAGCGGCUCCAAUCACUUGACAACAUUCACAUAGAAAUAGCAGCUCUCCAAAUUUGCACAAUUUAUAGAUUCGAUGUAGAAUACAAAACUCCCAAUAUUCCAUCAUUUGAAACUCUCGUUUAAGGUCGCGAAGUAGGUAUCCUACUUAUUGAAGCUACAACAUUUGCUUAUUUAUAGACAUUAGGCUAUAAAUAAUUUAUAUUAAUACACAAAUAUUUUGUGAACAAAAACCCGCCAAUCCCAGAUUUAUAUAGAUAUUUUGAGAUUGCGAACAUUAUUUAGGGGAGGUAUUUAUCGCAGGUGGUUUUUAUUCAAGGCCACUCUGUCUGCCGCUCGCAUUGGACUUGUUGAAGCAGAGAACCAACUGUCGACGGGACGAAUAGUUGGAUAAAUGAGUCGUAUCACAAGGACUGACAUGAGAACGAACUCUGAACCGUCACCGUGUAGUUGCUUCAGGGGUAUAUAAUAAAGGAUAAACACAAACCAAAGGAAUAACCAACCGCAUAUUCAUCUAAAUCUAUGAUCAGCUCGGUGUGUGUUUCGUCUUACCGAGGACGAAAGUCAGGUAACAAACCUCCGUCCAAGACAUGUCUGAAGGAAGAGAUGACCAGGGGGGAGGACUCGGAGAAAAUUGUUAUCAAUGUUGGUGGCACAAGACACGAAACUUACAAGAGCACACUUAGGACCCUACCGGGGACACGCCUGGCCUGGUUAGCCGACCCGCCAGAGACAAACACAAACAAGGAAUCCCUCCCCGUAGGACACAUAUCGCCAACUACAAACGAGUUAUUUUUCGACAGGCACCCUGGUAUAUUUGCUUAUGUGUUGAACUAUUAUAGAACUGGCAAGCUUCAUUGCCCCGCCGAUGUCUGCGGGCCUCUUUUUGAAGAGGAGUUGGCGUUUUGGGGGAUAGAUGAGACCGACGUGGAGCCGUGUUGCUGGAUGACAUACCGGCAGCAUCGGGACGCAGAGGAGGCACUGGACAUAUUCGAACCACCGGACCCAGAUGACACGGACGAUGAACUACCCAGACGGUUCGGCAUUGAGGACUGCCCGGAAAGAUCGAGGGGAUGCUGCGAAGUUUGUCAACCAAAGAUAUGGGCACUCUUUGAGGACCCCUACUCAUCCAGGGCUGCAAGAGGCAUAGCGUUUGCCUCCCUCUUCUUCAUUCUGGUUUCCAUCACUACGUUCUGUUUGGAGACCCACGAGUACUUCAAUGACCUGCAGAACCGCACGGAACACGUGGUGGUGGGGAACCACACGGAGGAGGUUGUCUCGGUGGAGGUGGUGACCAAGCCCAUUCUGACCGUGGUGGAGGGCGUUUGUGUGGUCUGGUUCACCUUGGAGUUUUUCGUCCGCAUCGUUUGCUGUCCCGACAAGCUGCUCUUCAUCAAGAACAUGUUAAACGUCAUUGACUUCGUGGCCAUCCUGCCCUUCUACCUGGAGAUGGGCCUCAGCGGCCUGUCCUCCUCUAAAGCAGCCUCCGACAUCCUGGGGUUUCUACGGGUCGUCCGUUUCGUCCGGAUCCUCCGAAUCUUCAAGCUGACCAGGCAUUUCGUCGGUCUGAGGGUUCUCGGCCACACGUUGAGAGCCAGCGUCAACGAGUUCUGCCUGCUUAUUGUCUUCCUGGCGUUGGGCGUCCUCAUCUUCGCCACGAUGAUCUACUACGCAGAGCGGAUAGGGGCCCAACCGGACGACCCCCGCGGCUCUAAACACACCCACUUCAAAAACAUCCCUAUCUCCUUCUGGUGGGCCGUGGUCACCAUGACCACCCUGGGCUACGGGGACAUGUACCCCCAGACGUGGCUGGGCAUGAUGGUGGGCGCGCUGUGCGCCCUGGCGGGGGUGCUGACCAUCGCCAUGCCCGUGCCUGUUAUAGUCAACAACUUUGGGAUGUACUACUCCCUGGCCAUGGCUAAACAGAAGCUGCCUAAGAAGAAGAAAGCACACAAUCCGAACCCGGACGCUCCCACGGACACGGCCUCGUUCGGGAAGUCUGUCACUAACUCUCCCAGGGACAGUACUCAGAGUGAUACAUGUCCUCUGGCUGCAGAGGAGAAUAUCAACAGGAACCGCUCAGACUCCAAGCAGAACGGAGACGCCAACUUGGCUCUGUCGUCGGAUGAGGGGUGCAGCCUGACCCAGCCACUGUCACCCAGCGAGAAGUGGAGCCUACGGCACGGCCACAAACACGCCCGAUCGGUCAGGGGGAACAAGGCCACCAAGAAAGAGGCUACCUGCUUCCUGCUUACCUCUGGGGACUUCUCGUGCACUGGAGGAGAGCACACCAUACGCACUGAGAGCUGUAAAGACAUCCUGGCCGCUACUGGGAACUACGCCCAACCAGAAAUCACCACUCUGACCUGAAGAAGUUGAUUGGUCGAUGAAGGAGAAUUGCGUGUGAACCAGGAUGCAGCACUGAAGGACAUGGGGUGGAGCUUCAGGUCUUAGGUCCCUCCUUCCUCUAACUGAGAUGAAGGUCCUUCCGGAAGGUUCUGGAAGAAGUUCUCUUGUCUUUCUGUCAAGUACACAGUACCCAAACUCUGUUGUAGAAUACGUCUAUCUGAUGCUUUAGGAGGUAUAGUUAUGUAUGUACACACAUCUGUCUGUUUCCAAGCAUUUAGCAUGUAUUGUAUUGCAUGAUCUAGCACUAUAUAAUGUACCAUGAAAGAAAAUAUCAUCAGUGAACUUAAUGUUAAGGGACACAUCUAAAGUUGAGGAGUGUUUUGAAUAUCUGAAGUAACUCCUAUUUCCAAAUGGUGUUUUCAAGAAAUUGCUACUAUUUGUGAAGGAUUUGAGUUGUUUGAUGUUUCUGUAAAAAAUGCUGCAGUCUUUCAUCAAUUAAGUGUAAUUGGUAAAUAUUGACUAACAAAAAUUCAACAGAAAUGUGGAGUUGCACUGUUGCAUGGGGCGGCAGGUAGCCUAGUGGUUAGAGCGUUGGGCCAGUAACCAAAAUGUUGCUAGAGUGAAUCCCCGAGCCGUCAAGGCAAAAAUCUGUCGUCCUGCCCCUGAACUUGGCAGUUAAACCCACUGUUCCUAGGCUGUCAUUGAAAAUAAGAAUUUGUUCUUAACUGACUUGCCUGGUUAAAUAAAGGUCAAAUAAAUAAUAAAAAAAAGUGACUGUUAACAGACUACAGUGGGAUUGGAACUAGGAGUCGUUGUUCCCAGCCGACUGACUCCCAACAAGUCCAGCUUUGUUUUGAUGAAGUGAAAGUUAAAACAGGUUGGUCUCUGCCUGGUGUCAUGCCAGUCAACAGACAUGCUGUAGUCAAGCAGUGGCAUGUGGCAUAUGAAAGCUCACGCUAUUUUCCUUUCACAAACAAAGUAUCUUGCAAAUCCUUAUAGAAAGAAUAAAAAUGAUGUAUGAAAUAAUAAUAAAAUAAUGUAUUUCUAUUACAAGUACAGUGUGUAAACAGUUUCAGGAAGAGGAGUGUCAACAUGCAGACAACAGUAGCAUGUGACUAUUAAAGCUCAUGCUACUGUUCACAAACACAGUGUCUUUAUGUCGUUGUACCAAAACGGAAUGUAAAAAAUGCCUUGAGAGACCAGAUGUAGUCAGACAGUAGUCAAGAUUUAGCAUGUAACUGAAGAAGCACACACUACUUGUCUUUUCACAAACAAAAGUGUCCUGCAAAUAAUACAUCAAUGCUAUUGUACUUCUUUGACAAUACAUUUGCUUGGUUGAAAAAGGGUACCAAAUAUGUGGGCGUCCAUAUUAGAUUAAAAGAGAUUAUCUCAACAUCAUCAUUGCUAAAAUGCAUCAUCAACAUUGUUAGUAAAUGCAUUGUUAAGAUCCAUAUGGGCACAUGCUGUGUGACAUCAUCCGCCCGUUCCAGUCGUGCUUAAUGUCAAUGGGAUGGAGCUUAAUGUUGUUAUGGAGUAAUGUGAUGAGAUUUAGAUUUUGUUCCUAAAACGCCAAUCUUGGUUCUUUAAGAUCUUGGUUAUUUUUUAAGAUCUUCGUUGUUUGAUAAUCAUUGUACAUGUAUCUAACAUGCUGACCACACCGGCGGCGUAACGUGCGCGAGCGUUGCAAAAUAAAUGUACACAUACAUGUUAUUCAGUCAUCUUGUCCAAACUGCUCGCUCGCACAACGAGCGUCUGCUAGCGAGGCGCUAAAAUAAUUUUAAUUUAAUUGGCGUGUCCGGUUUAAUCGGCGUGUCCGGUUUAGUCGGCGUGUCCGGUUUAAUCGGCGUGUCCGGUUUAGUCAGCGUGUAAGGUGGAAAAAGGUUGCUUCUCAAAUGGCACCCUGUUGUGUUUUGAGAGUGGGAUUUGGGACGCAAGCCAAGGAGAGUGUGUUUUGAGAGUGGGAUUUGGGAUGCAGACAAGGAGAGUGUGUUUUGAGAGUGGGAUUUGGGAUGCAAGCCAAGGAGAGUGUGUUUUGAGAGUGGGAUUUGGGAUGCAGACAAGGAGAGUGUGUUUUGAGAGUGGGAUUUGGAAUGCAAGCCAAGGAGAGUGUGUUUUGAGAGUGGGAUUUGGGAUGCAGACAAGGAGAGUGUGUUUUGAGAGUGGGAUUUGGGAUGCAGACAAGGAGAGUGUGUUUUGAGAGUGGGAUUUGGGAUGCAGACAAGGAGAGUGUGUUUUGAGAGUGGGAUUUGGGAUGCAAGCCAAGGAGAGUGUGUUUUGAGAGUGGGAUUUGGGAUGCAGACAAGGAGAGUGUGUUUUGAGAGUGGGAUUUGGGACGCAGACAAGGAGAGUGUGUUUUGAGAGUGGGAUUUGGAAUGCAAGCCAAGGAGAGUGUGUUUUGAGAGUGGGAUUUGGGACGCAGACAAGGAGAGUGUGUUUUGAGAGUGGGAUUUGGGACGCAAGCCAAAGAGAGUGUGUUUUCUUUCACGUGGUGUCUUAAUAUAUUUAUCUUGGUCGACCAUAGUUGCCUUGUGUUUACUAUUAAAAAAAGUAACGUUUUAUUGAAAUGUAUUUGAAUUUAUAUUUCAACCCUAUUUUGACUCCUCUGACACAAGUCUGUAUAUAGAAGCACAGUUGUAUGUAGCACAGUAUAGGCCAAUCGACUUUACCUUAAUCCUGUAGAAAACCCCUCUAGAAAAUUGAUUAUCUGCACAUUUAGUAACAAUAUAUUACAUUAUAUGAAGAUUAUUUUAUUUUGAUAAUUUAAAUCUAGAAUCCUUAGUUGCUACAUCCAUUUUUUGACUUUUGGACAAAGGAAUGAUUCUUGAAGAAUAUAACUUGUAAAUGCCUCGUGAGUUUAGUUCAACUGUCACACCCCAUCAGAACACAAUAUAUAAAGUUGUUAUACUCCAAUGUUUGUAAACAAAGUAAAUGUAAACAAAACACUGUAUAGUCUCAAAACAUGGUUCAUACUAUAAUGUUGAUAUCAUGGAUGGUCAGUCCUUGUAUCCGUAGCUCUGUCUAUGAGUUUGAGCCUCAUCCCACAGCUGUUUACCAAAACACAGACGGGGUGUCCCCUUUGUUAUUGUUUCAAUGAAGGAUUCCAGAUUUAUCUAUAUCUACCUAUACAGCCUCCUUUUCCACUUGUACUGUUGUGUUUUAGCAGGGGUGAACUGAAUCAUAGCUAUAUGAGUCUAAGCUGGUUUCUAGAAUGAUUACAAUGAGAAUUAGAAUGGUUAGAAUAUUCUCCAUAGAACAUAGCACGAUUCUAAGAUUCUCAUUCUAAUUAUAUGGGGUUCUCAUCAUGGGUUGGAGGCUUUGUAUGGAGCUGUGUAUCUGGUGCAGUUUGUAAAGUUCAACAGUCCAUUUUGGUGAUUGAAACGCAGUGAAACUGUCAGAUGUUGUGUGUCUUAAAGCAUUGCAGUUGAUAUCCUUGUAUCAUGUGAAAAUAAAAUCAAUUUUCUCUAUGACUACAGUAAAAA
Messenger RNA from Oncorhynchus nerka (sockeye salmon), 6063 nucleotides. RefSeq names its product potassium voltage-gated channel, Shaw-related subfamily, member 4 (gene kcnc4). Gene Ontology annotation, molecular function: protein binding; delayed rectifier potassium channel activity. Bases 758 to 2605 code for a protein of 615 amino acids. Gene Ontology annotation, biological process: protein homooligomerization; potassium ion transmembrane transport. NCBI's taxonomy places the organism in Eukaryota, Metazoa, Chordata, Actinopteri, Salmoniformes, Salmonidae. The record is from RefSeq and is a predicted model, not a curated record. The transcript is spliced from 5 exons. Gene Ontology annotation, cellular component: postsynaptic membrane; voltage-gated potassium channel complex; axon terminus.